GGCCGCAUCCUGGCCAAGCGCAUCAACGUGCGCAUCGAGCACGUGAAACACUCCAAGAGCCGCGACAGCUUCCUGCGCCGCGUCAAGGACAACGAGCGGCGCAAGCGCGAGGCCCGCGAGCGCGGGACCUGGGUGCAGCUCAAGCGCCAGCCGGCGCCGCCCCGCGACGCGCACUUCGUGAGGACCAACGGGAAGGAGCCGGAGCUGCUGGAGCCCAUCCCCUACGAGUUCAUGGCCUGACGCGACACGCGUGUCCGCGUGGGCCCCGUCACGUCCCCCGCGAGUUCAUGGCCUGACGCGACACGCGUGUCCGCGUGGGGACCCGUCACCGUCCCCUGCGAGUUCAUGGCCUGACGCGACACGCGUGGGGCCGUCACCGUCCCCUGCGAGUUCAUGGCCCGACACGCGUGUAAGAGGCUCCCGUGACCCCUGUUCCCCGGUUCAGCGAAUAAAGAGUCUAAACAAGA
Psammomys obesus (fat sand rat) is the source of this 467-nucleotide messenger RNA. Its product is annotated as 60S ribosomal protein L21. Gene Ontology annotation, biological process: translation. The record is from RefSeq and is a predicted model, not a curated record. Gene Ontology annotation, cellular component: cytosolic large ribosomal subunit; ribosome. Gene Ontology annotation, molecular function: structural constituent of ribosome. Lineage: Eukaryota; Metazoa; Chordata; Mammalia; Rodentia; Muridae.